AUAGGUAAAAAUCAGGUACUUUUAAACUAAAAAACCGAUUGGGACCCGAACCCGAAAGUAUAUUGGGUUGUAUCGGUUCUUUGAAGAUUUACUAACUCCGACCCGAACCCGAUAGAAUCCGAACCGGUUCCGAUCGAACGUUCAUAUAAUCCGAAUGAGACUGAUUUUGAUAAACCCGAAAAACCAAAACCCGAUUGGAUAAAACCGAAACCCGAUUGGGACCCCGAUUGCCUAGGCCUAAUAAAAUCUAUGGAAAUUUUAUUUUAGAUAUUUUGAUAUACAUUUUUCAUUAAGAAUAAAUAUUGGAUAAUUGUAAUGAACUAGUGAAAAUAUUAAAUAAAUACUAGUUGAAAAUGUGUUAAAACUCAAUGGAGAUUUUAAUCGAUACUUUAGUAAAAUUAUUUACUUAUCAAGGAUUUUGAUAUGAAUUUUUGUUUGUCUUAAAGCAAAUUAAAGUCUAUUUGUUCGAUUUGUUUUUCUUAAAAAAAAUAUUCGCUAAAAAACUAUAUAUAAAUGCAAACUAUGGGCUCAUUUUUUAAAAAAAAAAUUCUUCCAUCUCUCUUUUCAUAGAUUAAUACUGUUUUCUCAGAACAGAUAAUGUAACCAAUGCGUUCAUUUAAUUUAAAUAUAUUUACUUAUUGCAAUCUAUGAAUGAAAAGUGAGCCUCGCUCCUCUAUAUUGCAGUCUCUCUAGCUCGGUGCAAAAGAAUUGAACGAGAAUGAACCAAGAUACACAAAAGUUAACUCUCGAGUUAUUUCCCUUGACCCCUAACGUUGUAAUGAACGUGGUUCCUAUUUCAGACAAGAUAGACCUUGCUCGGAUGAGGCUUCUCUCGAAUGAAGAACGCGAAGAGGAGCAGCAGUACGGUGUCUCAACAGAACUAAAUCUCUUCACUGAUCCAUGGACCAUCAAGAAGGAACUGACCAUAACCGAUAUUAGCUACUUAAACCAUCUUCUUCUAAACACCAGUACCAUACAUCACCACGUACUGAGAUAUCUCCCUGAGUGUGACCGGAAGAUAGUCCAAGAAGGCUGGCCGUUAGCCGUUGACGUGUAUGAUCACGAUACUGAUUCUACGCACCAGAUGCUACUGAGGAAACGGAGCAAGUGUCUUUACUAUGUUCUCACUGGUGGAUGGUUUGUGGAUUUUGUCUGCAGGAGGGCUUUGAAGAUUGAAGACGAGAUCGGAAUGUUUUGGGAUCGUUUUGACUCAAAGCUUCAUUUCAGUGUGCUGUCUCGUGAGCCAGUAGGAGGUAGCUCAGUUUAUGUCCCAGUGGACACUCUACUUCCAGAUACAUAGAACCUUUACUGGGUGUGCUAUACGUUAAUGUUGCUCAUGGUUAUGUCAGUAACAGAGUCGAAACAUAUUUUCUUUUAUGGUAUAUCAUGUGGUUUUUUAUGCAAGUAAUAAACAGAAUCAGCACUAAAUAAUUCAAAAGUUACUCAAAGUUUCAAACUAUCCCGCUUGCUACUGCUUCUGCUUCCUUCACUAUCAAACUACAAAUCAUAAAAGAGAACAAAGAACAGAAAGGACAAUGAAAGCUUGUGGAAGCAGAGAACCUAAAACAUGAUUAAUACUUAACUGAUUUGAUACUCUUGUCUUCCUCUCAGACUAGAAUCAAUACUCAAACCAAUGCUACAAAGGCUGAUGUCUCUAACUCAUCAUCAUACAAAGUCUAUACAUAUCAUCUAACCUUAAAUUUUUUUUUUUUGCAAAUUCACCA
Molecule: messenger RNA, 1724 nt
Organism: Brassica rapa (field mustard)
Lineage: Eukaryota; Viridiplantae; Streptophyta; Magnoliopsida; Brassicales; Brassicaceae
Product: B3 domain-containing protein At2g33720
Molecular function (GO): DNA binding
Source: RefSeq, a predicted model, not a curated record